ACGUUUUCCAAAUUCACGCGUGUUAGGCAGUGAUUAUUUUAAAUUUUUUAAAAUUCCAAAUUUCAAUGUAAAUAUUUAUAUUUAAUACAAAUUCAAAAAUGUCUUUGUUUGUUUUGGAUACUGCUGGUGAUACGAAUUUGCUAGAACGUAAAACGCAUGGCACAGCUACAGUUGAAAGCAAUUCACAAUGGCGUACUUUGGAAGAAGGCGUCAGACAAAGCCUGGAAGCAGUAAACCAAGAAGUAGAAGUGGAAAAUGAUGAUGAGGAUGAGGAUUACUUUGGCUUGCCACCACCGAACAUUGACAUUUCCCAAAUCAUCAAAGAGGAACUAGCUAAAAUACAAACACCGAAAAGUGAUAUUGAAGAAAAAUUAGAUAAACUUACUGAAAGAAUUGAUUCGGUCUUAUUGCAAAUGAAGGAAAAUCCUGUAAAAAUUCCCCAAGGGCGUUACAAUAAAAUGGAUUUCUCUGAUUACAAUCCAGCGACCGGAAAGUUUGAUGUAGAACUUAAACUAAAAACCGAUGUAGAGAAGGAAAUGGCGAAAUCACAAUUAGUACCUGGUUUUGGUAGACUAAAGGAGCUACCGUUCCUUACUAAAAAGAAACAACGGGAAAUUAGUAGGGUUGAGCGCUCCAAAACGAAAGGUCCUGGAUGGUACAAUCUACCAGCUACAGAACAGACAGAGGAAACCACGAAUGAGCUUAAGAUACUGCAAAUGCGCUCCGUACUCGAUCCUAAGCAUUUUUACAAGAAGAAUGAUUUGAAAGUCCUGCCAAAAUAUUUCCAAAUUGGCACUGUGCAACAUUCGCCCUUGGAUUACUACAGCGAGCGUGGAACACGUCACAAAAAACGUUCAUUGGUAGACGACUUGUUAGAGGAUGAAACUGCCCAAAAUUAUACAAAACGGAAGUUUAAAGAGGUUGUUGCACGUCGUGAAAAAUAUGCACAUCGCAAGGCGAUGCAAAAAAUGAAAAAGCAGAAGAAAAAUAAGUCUUAAAUUAUCUUUUUUUUUAAUCUUGCUAAUAAAUUAAA
Molecule: messenger RNA, 1033 nt
Organism: Bactrocera tryoni
Lineage: Eukaryota; Metazoa; Arthropoda; Insecta; Diptera; Tephritidae
Product: deoxynucleotidyltransferase terminal-interacting protein 2
Exons: 4
Coding region: 99-998 (299 amino acids)
Biological process (GO): RNA processing
Cellular component (GO): nucleolus
Molecular function (GO): RNA binding
Source: RefSeq, a predicted model, not a curated record